UGGUAUUUAUAUUAGAUUAUUCCUAAAAAAACACAUCAUAUGCAAAAUGGCCUUGAAGUUACAGUCUCACAUUGAGAGAGUCCUGUGGGACCAACACCAAAUCUCUCGCCGCGUCAGCGAGCUGGCCUCCCAAAUCUCCGCCGAUUUCGGUGGCGCCGCCAAUUCAGACUCACCACCACCACCUGUCCUCGUUGGCGUGGCCACCGGAGCUUUUCUCUUCUUGGCUGACCUCGUAAGAAACAUCGACCUUCCCAUCUCCGUUGAUUUCGUUCGCGCCGAUUCCUACGGCUCCGGUACCAUCUCCGCUGGGGCCCCUAAGCUCUCACUUGACUUGAAGGUUGAUGUCAAGGGAAAGCACGUUAUAUUGGUUGAGGACAUUGUUGAUACGGGAAGAACUCUAUCGUGUCUGAUUGCUCAUUUGGAAUCAAAAGGAGCAUCCUCUGUAUCAGUUUGUGCCUUCCUUGAUAAACCUACAAGAAGAAAGGUUCAUUUUCAGCCACUGGGUCAAGGAAAGUUUUACAAGGGGUUUGAGUGUCCAGAUUAUUUUGUUGUGGGUUAUGGAAUGGACUUUGCGGAAUUAUAUAGGAACUUGCCUUACGUUGGUGUCUUGAAGCCUGAAUAUUACAAGUGAUGUUACACUUCUGAUAUUUUUUUUUUUUUUUGAGUCAUUGUUACACUUCUGAUCUUAUUCCAUAAGAUGUAUCAAUAAUGAUUUUACAUUUGUGAGAUGAUGGUAUUCAAAUACAAUUGGAGUUAUUUUGAUUAUA
Messenger RNA from Quercus robur (English oak), 767 nucleotides. RefSeq lists its product as uncharacterized. The transcript has 3 exons. Bases 47 to 631 code for a protein of 194 amino acids. Gene Ontology annotation, biological process: purine ribonucleoside salvage; IMP salvage; hypoxanthine metabolic process. Lineage: Eukaryota; Viridiplantae; Streptophyta; Magnoliopsida; Fagales; Fagaceae. The record is from RefSeq and is a predicted model, not a curated record. Gene Ontology annotation, molecular function: hypoxanthine phosphoribosyltransferase activity; magnesium ion binding.